Marchantia polymorpha subsp. ruderalis is the source of this 2723-nucleotide messenger RNA. Lineage: Eukaryota; Viridiplantae; Streptophyta; Marchantiopsida; Marchantiales; Marchantiaceae. The record is from the annotation of a GenBank genome assembly.
UGCGCGCUCAACAUUUCUCCUCGAGGUCUUUUUGUAAAGAGUUGGUGAAAAUCUCAUAAUGUGGGAAGACUGAAGGGAAGGCUAAUAUUAGAAGAUCUCGCUAUUCGAUUUGCCCCUGCACAGCACCAGACAAGCAGUUGUUCCAUACCAACUUCAUUGAUUGUUAUACAAAUUGCCCCCGAUUUUGCCGUCAUUCCGUAGAUCGAUCCCACGGAGAGCAAGCACCUGCAAGGAACUUGAGCAGAAAAUGACUUCUGUUAUCAUCGCAAGGUAAGAUUGGUGUAGUACUCCAAGGAUUGUUGCGGGCAAAACGCAAGGUCAUGCGGAAGGCAUAUCCCAAAUACACCUUCCACCAGAAGUGUGAUUUCAAAAUUGAAGUGUCCCAAAGUCAUUUGUAAUCGGAAGAGCAGCGAUCCGAAUUGGACUAUGAAUACCCAACCUGUAAUCCAGAUCGAGUAAAUUAUUGGAAACAAGGAUGGAACACUACUUCUGAAGUCCAUUCUUGUGGAUGCGGCUAAAUCAAUCAAGCAACAAUGGAGACGUUCGGUAACAACCUGCCUUUACUAAAAAUUUUUCAUGUCGAGCAAAGGGGUUCCGAUUUUGCAGCAUGUUUCACACCACCAUGAGCUCAAGACGGAUGCGAGCCCGACAGAAAUCUUGUGCUAAGAAAGGCUUUCUACCAGGGUGACAUCACAAAGUGCAACAUUUAAGGAAAUUAAUGGCCAUGAGUCGCUCUCACAAAGUCCCGGCUGGGCCAAGUUUAGGGACUGUCUGUAGAUAAGCAUCGACGAAGAGAAGUGGCCAUGGUGUGUUUACGAGACUACAGUACUUGUUUUUUACCCCAGGGGUCGAGGCCCGUCUUGGUCGCACGAAGUUUAGCACACAGAUUCGGCCCCGUAAUUGUUAGGCUGCAGGCUCUGUGUCUUGAGCUGCGUACGUCGUAGACUGCAAGGUCGACCAGCCCAGCUUGCUUUCGACAGCAGGCCGGAGAUCAUGGUUACGAGGCUUGGAUUAUCAGAGUCGUAUCUCGUAGCUCGGCCGCAGUCAUUUAUCACAAGCAUCGUUGCUGACAAAAUUGCAUUCACUUCCUGCCCUUGUAAGCAAUUGGACUUGAUUGCGAAUUUCGAUUUAUGUAUACGUCGGCGAUCGAAUCUUCGAGGUUUCAAUUGCGUUCAGAAAAGGAGGUCAACUGGAAGCAUAAUUGCAUUUGCUUGGAGAUGGAACGACGAAGAAAUAGCGGAAGAUGCUCUUGGAGUGAGCUUCCACGAGGGCGUGAAGCUGUUCAACGCUGGAGAGUACUACCAAUGUCACGAUGUUCUCGAAAGUCUGUGGAAUGACGCUCGAGAACCACAAAGAAGUAUACUACAUGGAAUACUCCAAUGCGCUGUGGGACUGUACCACCUCCUCCAUCAGAAUCACAGGGGAGCCAUGGUUGAACUGGGGGAAGGCUUGACUAAACUACGGCGUGUUGGUUUCGUCAGUGGGCCCCUCCAUGAUUUCGAGCAAGAAGCAUCGGCUGUACUGGAAUUCAUAUACAACACUCAACUGGAACAUGCUGCUUGGGAUAUAGUCGCUUAUAGCAUCAUAAUGAUGCUAUAAGCGACGAACAAUUGAACUUCCAUUCAAUGGUGUCUGGAUGGAAGUUUCCAACACUGGUUCAAUGGUGCCAUCAAUACUGCAAGUGGACGACAGAAGGUAUAAACUUUGCUGUCUCUCUUGUUCAAAACGCAGGUUCUGAUGACAUCUGUAUAACCAUGGAUGGAUCCGAGCAAUCUUAUCGACUUCUAGGCAACUUUGGAGCAGGUCAAGUUCUUUAUAAACUAGCGGAAGAAGGUGAUGGUCUUCACAUCCAUUUCAUAUCUCAAAGGUCGAGCACUGCACCAGGAGAGUUCGCAGCUCUCUCUCCUAUCAGGGUGAAGGUCCCCGUAUUACAAGCAGCAGAAGAAGAUUUAUACGCGUUGAGUUGAGUCUCCUGUAAUUGUUCACAUCUGGUUCCAUAAUCCUUGCUGUUGACUUGAACGUUGGUGCGUUUUUUUAUUCUUACCUAGAUAACGGGUAAUGUAUCAUUGGAUGGAUGUGAACCUGAUAGAGAAUUAAUGUGUAAGCUUACCUCUAAUAUAUGGAUUAUGUAAACAUAACAAACGGAGAUCGAAUGUCAGAAAUUCUGAUGGGGUUGAAGCAGAAUAAUCGUUAUCAGAACUCUCAAGAACACAAGAGGGUGGUAGAUUUUCCUCUGCGCAACAAUGGCCUACUCAAAAAGACACGACUUUACAACUUACCUCUCGAUGCUGCCAAGAAUGAAAUGACUGUAUAUUCCAAGAGAUUGAGAUACGUAUUUCAACACGUAGAUCUCUCAGAAAUAAAGUGGUCCCUGUCAUCGUUUAAUUCUUCGAAAAACACUUCUUGUAUUAAAUUCUACUCCAUUGUCUUCCUCGUUUUGAACUUUACACGUUUGGACCUGAUUGCUUAGCCUCCAGGUGUUAAGAUAGGCACUGAGAAAGUAAACGCUGCUGACUAAGUAACCAGGACAAUUCGAGUUUCCACUUUGAGGUCCAGAGGGUUCUAUUCAGACAUCGAUAGCAGUCUCCAACUUGUCGUUAGGAUCCUUCUCUUAGUCUUGUAUUAUGAAAUUAUUUACGAUGAUAUAUACCAUAUGCAAUGGAAAGAGAUGUCGUCAACUGUCUGCUGCAUUGACUAUGUAUUAACUGUGUCUUAUAAUACUA